GUAUACCGACAGAGAAUGAGGAAGUGCAUUGCUGUACCUCUGCUGCUCUCCUGCACGUGAACUUCGAGCAGCGACUCUUUGUUUUCUAUGACUGACUGAAGCUCAAUUGCAGGCCUACGCUGUUUUCUCCAAUUGCGCCACGUCACACAAAGUAAAUGAAGACCAUGGACAAGCUGAAGUCAGAGCAGGACAGACUCUGCAUGUGGCUUUCAGAUGACCCUGAUCACAUCCUGCAAGAGUGUGGGAAUAUUUUAUCUUUGAAUGAAUUCCUAGCGAUUCAUAAGCAGAGCAGUGCAUACGAGAAGAUGAGAGAGCUUUUGAAAAUCAUCACUGAAAAGGGAGGAGAUGCCUGUCAGAGCUUCUUUGACAUUCUGAGGCAGAAUCAAGCGUGUUACCCGAAACUGCAGCAGCUUUUCAGCCCUAACACUCAAGGGUCACACAAUCCAACAGUGGUUGCCGUUGGUAACAGUGUUGUUACCGCCAGAGAAAUAACAAAUAUAAAAGCUAAAUCCCUCUGCAUGAAGAUUGAAACAGUGAGUGAUCCAGGAAGUUGUCAGUCUGGAAAUGUUAUUGGAAAAGUUCUCCAGGCAGAUUACAGUGCACAUGGUGGCAGCGUAAUCUGUGCUGAUAGAAUCUCUGAUGCCACUAUUGACGCUGAUGUAGAUUUCUCAGUGUCUGUGCAAACAUCACAAGUAUAUGCAGGUACAGUAGAUGAGACACCACCUUCCUCUUCCUCUCAGGGCCCUGCUGUGAACAUGAUCAUUGAGCACAAGGUGGAACUCAUCGACUGCCUGAGGGCGGAUCACUCCUUCAUCCUGCAACAUGUUCAUGCCGGAUGUAUCGUCACAGACAGACAAUAUCAGAAUCUGAAGCAUAUCUGCCUGCCAGAAAAAACUCUCACCGACCUGAUUGAUCAAGUUAUUGACAACGGUCAAAUAUCCUGCUCUCUUUUCAUCGAAGUUCUCAAAAAUCCAGAGGUUGUCAGGACCUAUCCACAGCUCAAAGACAUUACAAGAAAUUUGUGCUAAGGAAGGCUGAAUAGAAGUUCAUUCAUUCAGGUGAUCAAUGCUGUACAUUUGGAACUGACUCUUCAUACAGUUCUGACUAAAGUAUUGAAUUCUAUGCUUUCAUAAUCUGACCCUGUCCCUUAAUAGAUGCACAUGGUAAUGUUCAUAUUUAAUAGUGUUUUUUGUGUGUUUUUUAACUUACAAAUUGACAUUUUAAAGAUAAAUUGGCAAAUUCUGAGCAAUUUUCUUCUGAAUGAACACCACAUAUUGUGAAGUAGAAAAAAAAGACCAUUGUUGCACAUAAUCUACCAAGCCACUAGAGGUCACAACUAUGCAAGAUCUUUUUUUUUUUUUAAAUAUGUUUGGGUUUGCCAUGGUAAUGACAUCUGCACUGCUGUAUUGAGUACCUCAUAUUUGUUUUUUUUAAUCUUUUGUAGAAUUUGUAAGAAACCGUUUGUGCUUUUCUCCAUCAAAAUUCAAUAAAAAAAUAAUUGAAUGAGA
This is a messenger RNA of Scophthalmus maximus (turbot), 1508 nucleotides long. RefSeq lists its product as uncharacterized. The record is from RefSeq and is a predicted model, not a curated record. The transcript has 6 exons. Gene Ontology annotation, biological process: regulation of apoptotic process. The coding region runs from base 156 to 1028 and encodes 290 amino acids. NCBI's taxonomy places the organism in Eukaryota, Metazoa, Chordata, Actinopteri, Pleuronectiformes, Scophthalmidae.